ACGUUUGGAACAGAACUCCAUCAGGGUCAUCCCUCCUGGAGCUUUCUCACCAUAUAAAAAGCUCAGACGAAUCGACCUGAGCAAUAAUCAGAUCUCUGAGCUUGCCCCGGAUGCCUUCCAAGGACUGCGCUCUCUGAAUUCACUUGUCCUCUACGGAAAUAAAAUCACAGAGCUCCCAAAAAGUUUAUUUGAAGGACUAUUUUCCUUGCAGCUGCUAUUAUUGAAUGCCAACAAGAUAAACUGCCUUCGGGUAGAUGCUUUUCAGGACCUGCACAACUUGAACCUUCUCUCCUUAUAUGACAACAAGCUUCAGACUGUUGCCAAGGGCACCUUCUCAGCUCUCAGAGCCAUCCAAACUAUGCAUUUGGCUCAGAACCCUUUCAUUUGUGACUGCCAUCUCAAGUGGCUAGCGGAUUAUCUCCACACCAACCCAAUUGAGACCAGCGGUGCCCGUUGCACCAGCCCUCGCCGCCUGGCUAACAAAAGAAUUGGACAGAUCAAAAGCAAGAAAUUCCGUUGUUCAGGUACAGAAGAUUAUCGAUCAAAAUUAAGUGGAGACUGCUUUGCAGACUUGGCUUGCCCUGAAAAGUGUCGCUGUGAAGGGACCACAGUAGAUUGCUCCAAUCAAAAACUCAACAAAAUCCCAGACCAUAUUCCCCAGUACACCGCCGAGCUGCGUCUCAAUAAUAAUGAAUUCACAGUGUUAGAAGCUACAGGAAUAUUUAAGAAACUUCCUCAGUUACGUAAAAUCAACUUUAGCAACAAUAAGAUCACCGAUAUUGAGGAGGGAGCCUUUGAAGGCGCAACUGGUGUAAAUGAAAUUCUUCUCACCAGUAACCGUUUGGAAAAUGUUCAGCAUAAAAUGUUCAAAGGAUUGGAAAACGUCAAAACAUUGAUGCUACGAAGUAAUCGAAUAAGCUGUGUUGGAAAUGACAGUUUCAUAGGACUCGGCUCUGUGCGUCUGCUUUCUUUAUAUGACAAUCAAAUUACUACAAUUGCACCAGGGGCAUUUGAUACUCUCCAUUCCUUAUCUACACUAAACCUCUUGGCCAAUCCUUUCAACUGUAACUGUCACCUGGCAUGGCUGGGAGAAUGGCUCAGAAAGAAAAGAAUUGUAACAGGAAAUCCUCGAUGCCAAAAGCCCUACUUCCUCAAGGAAAUCCCAAUCCAGGAUGUAGCCAUUCAGGACUUCACCUGUGAUGAUGGAAAUGAUGACAAUAGUUGCUCUCCACUCUCCCGUUGUCCUUCGGAAUGUACUUGCUUGGAUACAGUAGUCCGAUGUAGCAACAAGGGCUUGAAGUUCUUGCCUAAAGGUAUUCCAAGAGAUGUCACAGAAUUGUAUCUGGAUGGGAACCAGUUUACAUUGGUCCCCAAGGAACUCUCCAACUACAAACAUUUAACACUUAUAGACUUAAGUAACAACCGAAUAAGCACCCUUUCCAACCAAAGCUUCAGCAACAUGACCCAGCUUCUCACCUUAAUUCUCAGUUACAACCGUCUCAGAUGUAUCCCUCCACGAACCUUUGAUGGAUUGAAGUCUCUUCGGUUAUUAUCUCUACAUGGAAAUGACAUUUCUGUUGUACCAGAAGGUGCCUUCAAUGACCUCUCAGCCUUAUCACACUUAGCGAUUGGAGCCAACCCUCUUUACUGUGAUUGUAACAUGCAGUGGUUAUCCGACUGGGUGAAGUCGGAAUAUAAGGAACCUGGAAUUGCUCGCUGUGCUGGCCCUGGAGAAAUGGCAGAUAAAUUGUUACUCACAACUCCCUCCAAAAAAUUUGCAUGUCAAGGUCCUGUGGAUAUUAAUAUUCAAGCCAAGUGUAACCCCUGUUUAUCAAAUCCAUGUAAAAAUGAUGGCACCUGUAACAAUGACCCGGUUGAUUUUUAUCGAUGCACCUGUCCAUAUGGUUUCAAGGGGCAAGACUGUGAUGUUCCCAUCCACGCCUGUAUCAGUAGCCCAUGUAAACAUGGAGGAACUUGUCAUUUAAAAGAAGGAGAGAGUGAUGGAUUCUGGUGUAGUUGUGCUGAUGGGUUUGAAGGAGAAAACUGUGAAGUCAAUAUUGAUGAUUGUGAAGAUAAUGACUGUGAAAACAAUUCUACAUGUGUUGAUGGAAUUAACAACUACACAUGCCUUUGCCCACCAGAAUACACAGGCGAGCUGUGUGAGGAAAAGCUGGACUUCUGUGCCCAGGACCUGAACCCCUGCCAGCAUGACUCCAAAUGCAUCCUGACACCAAAGGGAUUCAC
This is a messenger RNA of Cricetulus griseus (Chinese hamster), 2244 nucleotides long. The record is from RefSeq and is a predicted model, not a curated record. NCBI's taxonomy places the organism in Eukaryota, Metazoa, Chordata, Mammalia, Rodentia, Cricetidae.